Molecule: messenger RNA, 3219 nt
Organism: Schizosaccharomyces cryophilus OY26
Lineage: Eukaryota; Fungi; Ascomycota; Schizosaccharomycetes; Schizosaccharomycetales; Schizosaccharomycetaceae
Product: serine protease
Exons: 1
Coding region: 34-3009 (991 amino acids)
Biological process (GO): proteolysis
Molecular function (GO): protein binding; serine-type endopeptidase activity
Source: RefSeq, a predicted model, not a curated record
UUUCAACAGUUCUCUCUUACCUUUUUUUUUAGUAUGGCUAUAAAAAAAAGAGCAAGAGGAAAUUCCAUUACGCAAGAAAAUGAUGAAAAAGUACCAAGAAUGAACGGUUCUUAUGAACCUGCAGAACUAGAGAAUCAACUCGUGGAGACAGCUCCAUCUUCACAUCUUGCAGAAAGUGGAAAGUGGAAAGAAUCAAUUGCUCGUGUAGUUCGUAGCGUCGUUUCUAUUCGUUUCAGUCAGGUUGCUUCCUUUGAUACAGAUGAAUCUGGCACUGGAGAAGCUAGUGCAUUCAUCGUGGAUGCCAAAAAUGGUUAUAUGUUAACCAACCGACAUGUAGUGUGUGCCGGUCCCUUUAUCGGACAUGCAAUUUUGGAUAACCAUGAAGAAGUCGAGGUAUACCCCGUUUAUCGUGAUCCAGUUCAUGAUUUUGGAUUUUUGCGAUUUGACCCCAAAAAAAUUCGUUACAUGAAUGUCGAACAAUUGGAAUUACGUCCUGAUUUGGCAAAAGUGGGAACAGAAAUUCGAGUUAUCGGUAAUGAUGCUGCUGAAAAAUUAAGUAUUCUCGCUGGUUGGAUUUCCCGUGUUGAUCGUAAUGUGCCCGACUAUGGUGAACUAACGUACUGUGAUUUUAACACCAACUAUAUUCAGGCUGCUGCGAAUGCAAGUGGUGGUUCUAGUGGUAGUCCUGUCGUCGAAAGAAGCGGUAAUGUCGUUGCUUUACAAGCGGGUGGCCACAUGGUUGCAGCGACUGACUACUUUUUACCAUUGGAUAGGCCAUUGCGUGCUUUACGAUGCCUGCAAAAUAAAAAACCUAUUACUAGAGGUACUAUUCAAACUCAGUUUUUAAUCAAGCCUUUUGAUGAAUGCUCUCGCUUAGGAUUAGAUACGGCAAUUGAAGAACAAGUUAGAGGCCUUUUCCCCGGUGCCACUAGCAUGUUAGUCGUGGAAACGGUACUUCCGGAAGGACCUUCUCACAACAAGUUGCAGGAAGGUGAUAUUCUUCUUCAUUUGAAUUCAAAAUACUUGAUUGAUCUCAUAGAAUUGGAAAGCAUUUUAGAUGAAUCCAUAGGCCAAGACAUUGUUCUUACCGUUCAACGAGGAAACAGCACAGUCGACGUUACCUGCCGAGUACAAAGUACUCAUGAUAUUGCUCCUGACAGGUAUGUAGAAGUCUGUGGUGCAAAAUUCCACAAUCUUUCCUACCAACUAGCUCGCCAAUAUGCCUUGCCAGUGAAAGGCGUUUUUAUUAGUGAGCCUGCUGGUUCUUUCCGUCUGGAAGGUCCAGAAUACUGCUAUUUGCUUGAGAGCGUCGCGUACAAACCAGUGCCCGAUUUAGAUACCUUCAUCAAUGUCAUGAAGACCAUUCCUGACCGUUCUCGUGUUGCUGUGGGCUAUCGUUUUAUCCAUGAUAAACACUCACUGGUUACGGAUAUCAUUGAAGUUGACCGUCAUUGGGCUAAAGCUUUUCGCUUAGCUAGUAGAAAUGACGAGACCGGUUUUUGGGAUUUUCAAACCCUUGGUGAUCCGUUACCUGCAAAGCCUAAUAUUCCAUGCACCACUUCUAUUCCAAAACUUAAUGUCGAGAACUUUGGUCCUACUGCUGAUAUCAAUAAUUGCUUCGUAAAAAUCACUUACUAUAUGCCCAUUCAUCUUGAUGGUUAUCGAAAAAGCAGAAAACAAGGAACUGCUCUAGUCCUGGAUAAAAACAAUGGUAUAGCUGUGACAAGCCGAUGCACCGUGCCGUAUGCGCUGGGAGAUUUGACCAUCACGGUUGCUGAUUCUAUACAAAUUCCAGCUGAGGUUUUACAUCUCCACCCAACUCAAAAUUUAACUUUUAUUAAAUAUGAUCCUAAACUGUUGGGUGAAACUCCUAUUAAAGCCGCUAAGUUGCGCAACCAUUAUGUUUCACAAGGAGAUAACGUAAAUUUUUUCGGGUUUAAUUCUAAGUCUAGAGUCGUCGCUACGAAAACUUCAGUAACUGAUGUCAUUACUAUGGUUAUUCCUCCUAAUCCGAUGCCACGAUUCAGAGCUGUCAACUUUGAGUCGAUAACCAUUGAAUCUGGUUUGGGAUCUCAAUGUGGGUCCGGUGUUCUAACAGAUGACGAGGGCCAAGUUGUUGCCCUUUGGCUUACCCAUUACGGCGAGCAGACAAGCCGCGGUACCGAUGUGAAAUAUCAUCUUGGUCUAGCAUCGCCUGUCGUCUUGUCAACUUUAAGACGAUUACAGACUGACGUUAAUCCACAUAUUAGAAUACUGAAUGUAGAAUUCCGUGCUAUUCAAUUAGCUCAUGCAAGAAGUAUGGGAUUAUCUGCGGAACGUAUUCAGCAAAUCGAAACUGCAAACGAAAAACGUCAUCAACUCUUUAUGAUUACUCACGUCGAAGCGAACACCCCUCGUAUUCUAACCGACGGAGAUGUAAUUUUAACUGCUAACGGAAAACCCGUGACCCGUGUCCAGGAUAUCGAAGCUGAAGACACUGAAGAAAUUGAGAUGGACAUUCUUCGUGGAGGAAAGGAAAUGAAAAUUAAGGUACCUACUUUCCCUACCGAUAACUGUGAAACAAACCGGGUAAUUAUAUGUUGGGGUGCAACAAUUCAAGCUCCACAUAGAGCUGUUCGCCUUCAAAGUGAGGGUCUACCAUCUAAUGUAUUUGUCACAAAUCGCAGCAGAGGCUCACCUGCGGAUCAAUAUGACUUGGGUAUCGCUCAAUUCAUCACUGCCAUCAAUGGUAUCCCUACUCCAGAUCUUGAAAGUUUUGUUCGUGAAGUUCGCAAAGUUCGCGAUAAUUCUUAUGUGAGAGUGAGCACAGUAACAUUUGACAAAGUACCAGUUGUUUUAACCAUCAAAAUGAAUGAACACUAUUUUCCUACUCUUGAUUUGGUGCGUGAUUUUAAAGCCGAAAAUGGUUGGCGAGCUGUUCAAUAUGAUGAAGGGCGUGAAGAAGACAAUCCCUCAAUGGGUUUGGUCAUUGAAGAAGACGUAGAUACCAAUUCUGCUGCUGCAGAUUAAAAAGAAAAGGAGGUCUGAAGGGUUACUUCUUGAAACUUAUACACUUUAUCAAUACGUGCGCAUAUUUUUUUUUGUCAUAAAUCACUAAAAAAGCCUACACGAAAAAAUUUUGAAUAAAAAAUUAUUUAUUUGGGUUCAUUAGAAAUGAAAAAUACAUUUUAUAGUAAAGCAGUAGCUUUGUUUUCAAUCAAGAGAUCUACAACUGUUCCC